UGCACCAUUCCUCAGACAAAACCAAAGGGGGCAGCUUCACUUACUAGUAAAGCCGACUAUUCAGUGAGCUUCAUAGGGGGGUUUUCUUAUUUGAUUCUUGCAUGAUAACAUCUUCGCAUGUCAUAUUGCCUUUCUUUCUUUGAAUAACUUCUGAAAACUUUUGGCAAACUUCGGGCUCACUGGGCGGUGAUCAAGUCUCACUUCACAAAGUUUAUAGAGGGCUAAUACGCGGUACAAUGGAUGUCCUGGUGUUAGUGGCAUUCAGCUCCUGGCUGGCUCCUGCAUUGGCUUCAUCUGCAAAUGAAGACAAAGACUAUGACAGCGCGUUUGAGUACGAUUAUGAAUCUCUGAGGAUUGGAGGUCUGGUUUUUGCAGUGGUUCUCUUCCUGAUGGGUAUUGCCCUCAUUGUCAGCCGGAAAUGUACCUGUUCAAAGAGUGAGAAGCCAAGAUCCAGAGGUCCUGAUGCGGAAUCGGGAGCACCAAGGACCUAGAACAUCCAGAGGCAAAGAUCAGAAGAGAUCCACAAUAAUGACUGAUGCCACCAGGGGGCAGCAAACACCUUCACAGCUGAAGACAAUCUUUCCACAAACACAUGAAGCUUCUUUCUAUUUCAUUAUGUUACUUAUGUCUUUUAUAAUGUUUUUAUCAUCUACACCUUUUACUUUUGCGAUGAUGUGCCAACUUUAUAUGGCGUGAAUAGUGUGAUUCUCAUUUGUAUUUUUUGUGACUUUAAGUGUAAUGUCAAAUAAUAAAUCACAUGUUUAGAAA
Messenger RNA from Notolabrus celidotus (New Zealand spotty), 768 nucleotides. Its product is annotated as FXYD domain-containing ion transport regulator 6-like. Gene Ontology annotation, cellular component: membrane. The coding region runs from base 237 to 491 and encodes 84 amino acids. Gene Ontology annotation, biological process: regulation of sodium ion transmembrane transporter activity. Lineage: Eukaryota; Metazoa; Chordata; Actinopteri; Labriformes; Labridae. The record is from RefSeq and is a predicted model, not a curated record. Gene Ontology annotation, molecular function: sodium channel regulator activity. The transcript is spliced from 9 exons.